This is a messenger RNA of Cuscuta campestris, 2213 nucleotides long. Lineage: Eukaryota; Viridiplantae; Streptophyta; Magnoliopsida; Solanales; Convolvulaceae. The record is from the annotation of a GenBank genome assembly.
CUCAUCAAGAAUCCUUUCCGCAUCUUUUGGGUGAAAGAAACGAAACCACAGGAUUCCCUCCUCGCCUUGCGUAAUUUGAACACCCAUUGCUGGCUUCCAGACUGAAGCAAUCACAUUCUUGAAGAUAUCAAAUUUGAUCGGCUUGUCUGUGAGGAGUCUUCCAACGAUGUUCCAUGUUUGGUCAUCGCCUAGAUUCGUAUGAAUUCCGCUAUCGGCUUCAAAGGAGAUGCCAAUUUCCUCCUCCCCCAAGUCCAGAUUGUCCAUCGUGGCUUGAAGUGUUCCCGCCCAAAAAUAUUGGGCUGGGUCACUACCAAAUGGGCCUGUGAGAUGGAGAGGUGGAAAAUGAGGCCUAAAGCUUACGCUGUACGCCGGUUCUUCUUCCGUUGUACGCUUCCUGGAAAAGCUUACGCCGUACGCUCCCAAAAGGCAGCGUAUUAGAGAAGCCAAGUUGUCGCUGCUUUUCUUGGUUUUUUCGCCCUUCGGCUUCUUAUUUUUAGAUCCGAAAAAAAUUUAGGGAUCUCUUCUCUCGGCAAAGCAUCUAGGAUUUACAGCAGGCCUUCAAUUGGAACAUCUUGCUUCUAUGGGAAAUUGCAUCUACAAUUUCCUUGAGCUUAACCUCGCCGAUGGAGGAAACCAACGCAGCAUAGAGGACAACGAUUCGGUAACACCCUAUUUUCAUUUUCUAUUUUAUUUUUUAAAAUAUUAAUUGAAUUUUUAGAAAUUGGAGAUGGAGAACCAUUCGGUUUCAAAGAGAGUUUGAUGCACUGCUUCUCAAAUCUACGGACUUCCGCCUUCUCGAGUACGCUACUAAAAUUUCCCGCCAUUAACGGAGGAGCUUCGGCCAAAAAUUGCAGCUACAGGCUCUCAACGUUUGAUGAGAAAUGUUUGAGGUUGUUUUUAUGAUGAAUACAGAUCCUUCUUAACAAGGUUCUAAUUAAGUUUGAAAAGAUGAGAAGCAACCGAAGCAUGGCUCCGAGUGAAAAAGAGUAAGUGUUUCUUUUUGUUUUCUUUUCUACUGUGUCACUAAAAUGUGAUGCUAUACGACUUAAAAAAGUAGAGCAAUCUACCUAAAUAGGACUAAAACAUAAUGACUUUGUCAAAGUAGGACCAUAUGUUUUUAUUUCCGAAUAUAGGAUCUUUGGUCAUUAUUCUUUAGUCAUUAUUCAAGUAAUGUCUAUCAUUGCUGGGCAUUAUUCCUUCCACGAAGACAUUAUUAAGUCCUAUUUAGGGAAUAAAAAAGUUUAAAUCCUAGAUUAGGAAAGUCAUUAUGUUUUAGUCCUAUUUAGUGCAAAUUUCACAAAAAAGUAAGCAUUUCUUGAAUUCUUUUCUACUGUGUCAUUAAAAUGUGAUGUUAUAUGUUACUCCAGUGAAGUUCAUAUGUUACAUAAUGUGGAGUAAUCCAUUUCUUAACCUCUCUUUAAUUUUACUUUGAUUAGAAGAUAUUAACUCGCAAAUUUGCAAGCGCAGUCACAACCAUUUCAUCAUCCAAACUUCAUAUUAUUUUGUCUAUUCACAUGACAACAUGCUUAUUUAGUUAAUAUAAAAAACUAAAAAUGUAUCGUAUUGCAGAUGAGCUUUUAAAGCAUUGUGCUUUUACCACUAGAUUUUUGAAUGUAAAUAAUACACUUAAAUAGUGUGGCCAGAUGUUCUUUACCUUUAAGCUUCUUUAGAUACCUUUUACUUUUGAAAGUGACUUUCUUAAUGCUUAAUAAAGAGUCUUUUUGGGCAAUUCAAUGGAGAUAGGAUUCUUAUUUGGGAGAAUCCAUCCUAAAAGAAGAAAGAAAAAAGACUGAGAUGCAUUAUUUGAGAAUAUAAAUGAGUUAAUGAAGAUAUAUUUUACCAUUUUCAUUGGUUAUAACACUUGAAAUAAUCUUCAUCUCUUGACUUCUUGCCUUCAUGUUAACCCUGUUUUUCACUGACAGAAUAUUCCACCGGGCUAGGUAUUGAUGACAGUUAAAUCCCAACCGUGUGCGUAGUAAAGUUGGUGUGUGCCUCCAUGCAAAUUUUAUGUCAAAUCAAAAUAAAUAAAUGCGUAGUGUAUUGAUAUGGAACCAUGUGCAUACUAAUGUUGGUGUGUGCCUCGCUGCAAACUUUAUGUUAAAUCAAUGUAAAUAAAUAAGUAGUGUAUUGUUUUUGAACUGCGUGCGGAGUAAAAUUGGUGAGUGACUCCAUGCAUACACUAUGUCAAAUCAUAUUAAAUGGGUAGAUUGAUU